Messenger RNA from Canis lupus familiaris (dog), 4763 nucleotides. RefSeq names its product transmembrane protein 120B (gene TMEM120B). The transcript has 12 exons. Gene Ontology annotation, cellular component: nuclear inner membrane. NCBI's taxonomy places the organism in Eukaryota, Metazoa, Chordata, Mammalia, Carnivora, Canidae. The record is from RefSeq and is a predicted model, not a curated record. Bases 97 to 1116 code for a protein of 339 amino acids. Gene Ontology annotation, biological process: fat cell differentiation.
GUGCCUCCGAAGGCGGCGGGCGAGUGGCCGCGCUGGGGUGCCGGUGUCCGCCCGCGCCACGCUGCGGGAGCUGCCGCCGCCUCGCAUCGCCGCGCCAUGUCCGGCCAGCUGGAGCGCUGCGAGCGCGAGUGGCACGAGCUGGAGGGAGAAUUUCAGGAACUGCAGGAAACCCACAGGAUCUACAGGCAGAAGCUGGAGGAGCUGACCUCACUCCAGACUUUGUGUAGCGGCUCCAUCAACAAGCAGAAGACGCGACUGAAGGACUUGAAGCACACACUCCAGAGGUACAAGAGCCAUGCCAGUCGGGAGGAGGCAGAGCUCAUUCAGCAGAUGAGCGCCAACAUCAAGGAUCGUCAGAACAUCUUCUUCGACAUGGAGGCCUACCUGCCCAAGAAGAAUGGGCUCUACUUAAAUCUGGUCCUUGGCAAUGUGAAUGUGACCCUUCUCAGCAACCAGGCCAAAUUUGCUUACAAGGAUGAGUAUGAGAAGUUCAAGCUCUACCUGACCAUCAUCCUGCUCUUGGGUGCUGUGGCGUGUCGAUUUGUCCUCCACUACAGGGUGACGGACGAAGUUUUUAACUUUCUGCUGGUGUGGUAUUACUGUACCCUGACAAUUCGGGAGAGUAUUCUCAUCAGCAAUGGCUCAAGAAUUAAAGGCUGGUGGGUGUCUCAUCACUACGUGUCCACAUUCCUCUCUGGAGUGAUGCUGACCUGGCCUAACGGACUGAUUUAUCAGAAGUUUCGUAAUCAGUUUUUAGCGUUUUCCAUUUUUCAGAGCUGUGUCCAGUUCCUGCAAUAUUAUUACCAGAGGGGCUGCCUCUACAGGCUGCGCGCCCUGGGGGAGAGGAAUCACCUGGACCUCACCGUGGAAGGAUUCCAGUCCUGGAUGUGGCGGGGCCUCACCUUCCUUCUGCCUUUCCUGUUCUGUGGCCAUUUCUGGCAGCUGUACAAUGCCAUCACGUUAUUUGAGCUCUCCAGCCAUGAGGAAUGCAGAGAAUGGCAGGUGUUCGUGUUGGCGCUCACAUUCCUCGUCCUCUUCCUUGGCAAUUUUCUGACCACACUCAAAGUUGUGCACGCAAAGCUGCAGAAGAACAGAAACAAGGGGAAGAAGCCGUGAGCCAAGGGAACCUGAUGUCCCCCGGCCCCCCGGGGUUCAAGACUGCAGGGGGUUCCAGCUGGCACCCUUGCUGGCUGCCGGGUUUUGUCCCCACAGUGACCGUGGUCACUGGCAGCAGCCAGCCCAGGGGCCAGCGCACGACUGUGAGAAGAGCCGAGGCCCGGGUCCCUGGCAGACAAGAGGAAUGUGACUCCAGCCUGUUGGCACUAUGUCCACCUGCUCCAGCCUCCCUAUUUAUGACCUAUUUAACAUGGCGGGGGCCUCCGGACUGCUCCCUAAUCUGCAGUCUUCCCCCCCUGCCCUCCUGGUCAGGGCCAAGCCCUGGUCGGUCUUCCUGGGGUGGGGACGGGGGGAGCCCUAAAGACUCAGGGAGUCCCUCAAGUUGGGGUCUAGCUGUGCCUCGCCCGGGUGCCGACCUGCCACUUGCUGAGUCCCCAGCGGGUGGAAGGAAACGCCCGGUGUCCUGUGGAGCCUCCCUCCUCGGGGCACACUGCUCCUGCUGUAAGCUCUCCUGGCCGCCGCUGCCCCGUGCCGGGGGUAUUUAAGUUCUCAGAGAACCGCUGUCUGUCUUGUGCUCUUUGCAAUUCCUGAGUCUCCAGCCUGCCUGCCACCCCCGGGGAGAGCAGCUGCCCUGCUUCCCUUCCAGAGGGCUUGGAGGGGGGCGGGAGGGCUUGCUGCAACCACCAGGGGGCGUCCCAGCCCUGGCAUCACUUGGGUAGUGUGAGGGCUUUUUUUUUUUUUUUUUUUUUUUGACACUUCAGAGUUUGGCUUCCUGACCGCCACCCCUCAGCCCACUUCCCGCCACCCCUCAGCCCACUUCCCGGAAUUCUUGCAGUGAGUACUCAGGGAGGGGGACCCAAACUUCAGCGCUGUUUGAGACUUAAGCCAUCACAGAGGUCACCCACCCUCCACCUCCCUCCAUUUCCCUCCUGUUCUGGAAUGUGGUGGGGAGAGUCUGAGCAGGCUCCCUCCUGGAGGUGGCAGUUGGGAGGCUAGGACAAGUCUGCUGGUCACCUUGUAUCCGAUUCUCUAUUUGUGGGGCAGGUGAAGAAGCUAGCAGGUUUGGUUGAGUGUUUUGCCACUGCUUCCCACACUGGCCUCAGUUACCCUUAACUACCUCCCUACAAACCCCUCUGACCAGAGUUCACUGGCCUCCAUAGUCAUGCUUUGGUCCUCAGGGAAGUUUAAGCUUUUUUCAUUGUUACAUUUUUAAAAUAGGAAACUUCCCCUCCACCCCAGUAAGAGUCUACAUAAAAACCUAGAUUUCUGCUUCCCUAGAAAAAUGGAAAGUUCUUGGCUAGGCUGAGCUGCCUGCCUAGGAUGGGGUGCUUGCAUUCUAGUGAGCCACAGACCCCAGCCCUCCCUUUUAUACCUGUCCUGUUUCACUCCAGCCUGGGUCUUCUGAGCUGAUUCUUAGGCACUUGGGUUUUUCCUAGACCAGGAGUCAACCAACUUUUUCUGCAAAGGGCCAGAUCAUCUGUCAUAACCACCCAGUCUGCAGUUGUCGGGCAAAAGCAGCCAAUGGAUAAAUAAAUGGGUAUGGCUGUGUCCCAACAAAACUUUAUUUACAAAAACACACAGCUGCCAGAUUUGGUCCAUAGAGUAUGAUUAGCUUAACCUCUGCCCUAUACCAUCAUUUGUCCACGAGGCCUUGGAUUGAGUGCUCUUUUGACUCCCCAGGGCAUGGCAGGGUGGGGUGAGGUGGGAUGGGGUGGCAUACGUAAGUCUUUCUCUAGCAGAGGACUUCAGAGAGGCUCAAGCUUAGUGGGGGCUGAGGCAAGAGAUCCCUGGAGGGCAGGAGCCACCUCAAGCCAUUAUCCUGUAUUCAGUUAACGCUAACUUGUGGCUCACUCAGGAAGCAAGCAGCUCUGAUCUCUGGGGCAUUAGAAUCACCUGGAGCACUUGUUUAAAAACUCCUGGAUGAAAAAAAUAAAAUAAAUAAAAAUAAAAACUCCUGGAUGCCUCUGAACCCAGACCUUCCAGAUGGUUCAGUGAUUCUGUAGCUGGGGGUUGAGUGUUCUUGCAGGAGGCCAGGAUAGUCUCAGCUUGGCAGAAGUGGAGGCUGUGAGGGACAGAGGGAGCUUGAUGACUAAAAUGAGUCAGUGCUGUUGUUUUGCAGAUAGGGAAACCAGUCUAGAGAGGGCAGUGACUUGCCCACGACCACUCAGAACUGAUGACAGUUUUCAUCUUGAGCUUCCAGCAGUGGGGGCAGUGGGGGGUUGCAGGUGCCAAGCCCCUGAGCCAGGGUUGCCUGGGUGGUCCAGGGUGCUUUUUGAGUUUUUAGAAUGUUUCUUCUCCCCCUCAGGCAUGUGUACAUGCCAUUCCAGCUCUGGAAAGAUGGCAGCCCAGCUGAAGUCCUGGGUGGGGGCGGGGGCCAGCCCCCAUGUCCGGGGCUGGUGCCUGUGUUGUCCCGAUAAGUCCCUGUCCCAUUGUGGCCCCAAGUUCCUGGAGGAAAGCAGCCAGAAGUCGGAGGAUGCAGCAGUUGCCUAUCUCAGGAGCCCAGGGAGGCGGGUGACACAGGAGCAGUGGGUUUGGGGACUGUGUGGAACGCUGACAAAUCCAUUUAUCCACGUACCAGAUGUAGUUCUUUGUUUCAAGCAUCGGUCUGCAGGACCUAUCGGUGUGCGAUGGGACACACAUGGCUGCGGGGAGGCUGUGUACUCCUGAGUCCUAGGGACAAACGCUGGAUCUGGGGUCUGGAGGGGCUGAGUCCAGCAUCCUCACCCACCUCCAUGCCGGCCCACCUCCAGUGUAAACCCGGAGGUGAUUUCAUGGUCAGAGCCCCAGCUGAGAAAGGAGACAUCUCCAGAAUGUUCUAAGAGUCUAGCCACAGGCUCCAGGCACGGGGAAACACCCAACUCCAAGUGUCCUUGGAAAGCUGGCGAUAGGACAGGUUCUGGGGGUACAGUCUGGGCCUGGCAGCCUGGGCCCCGUCAGUCUUGCACGUUGGGCUGGGAGCCCUGCCCAGAGGGGUCAGAGGAGCAGGCACAACCGGUGUUGUUUCUGCCGCUGUGCUUUCUUCAAAGCACUGAGCGCAACCUUGGCCGCUGCUCGGAAGACGUCCUCCACGUUCUCCCGAAACUUGGCAGAACAUUCCAGGUAGAGCGCAGCUCGGAUCUGUUCACAGGCGAUCUGGCCCUGGGUAGGGGAGGGGCCUGCAUUAGAUGAGGCCUGGAGCCUGGGGCACCUCCUGACCCCCCACUCAUGGAUCUGGGGACUUGAAGCUGGCUUUCGGGGCUCUCUGGAGUGUGGAGCCCCCUCCUCCCGGUCCCAGGCCCAGCCCCCGCAGCCUGUGUGGAUGGAUGGGAAGGGCCUGUGGUGUGGCCUGAAGGCCAAGGGCAGCUGAGGGAAGCCCAUCCCAGCCUCUGCCCUGCCCCCUGCUCUCAUCCCUUGUCAGGGGAAGAGGGAGCUGCAUCCCAACUCUCAAGAACUGGGCCCACUGGGCCAGCCAUUGUGUCAGCUGGGCCUGUGAGAAGAGCUAGAGGCCUCCAGACAUGGAGGGCUUCCUGCAUGCCUCUCCCUUGUCCGUCCUCACAAGCUCCAUGUAAGCAACAGAGCUGGGCGAGGACAGUAAAAACUAGCUCUCCUUCUAAAAUUUACUUUUAUUAGUACUUAUUCCUUUUUAUUAAACUUUCUUAUUCAUUUUC